GGGAGUAUCGAACCACCACGUCUGCAGCGGUGAGAGAGGGGAAGAGGAGAGGGGAUCGAAAUAAGCCGACUGGAGGAUAGAGAAGAGAGGACAACGAGGAUUCGAGACUGCUUCACGAAAACAAAGUCGGCUGCAACAUCUGGAGCAAAGCGCAAGCUGAAUUUGGACAUAAAAUACGCACAGCCUGUAGCUCCUGAGCCCCUCCUUCAGACUUCCUGCUCCCACGUCUUAUAAUUUGGUUAAAAUUCCCCAAAACGCGAGAAGAAUGCACAGACUAGACAAAUACCUCUCGUGGUUUAGGUAACUCAAGUAUUAAGUUGCAGAGACACAUAUCUUCUGGAAACUCUGUUUUACUUUGCGCCAAGUCUAUCUCAGUUGCGCGGUUUUCGUUUAUGGGAUACGUUUUUCACGAUGUUUUGACAAAUAGCGAAGUGACGAUUGCGCGAACUGUUACGGGAAGAGCUGUCCAUUUUUGUGUUGUUUUUUGGAGAGUCAAGUGAUGGCACCAGAGCUAAAAUCGCUUGUCCGACUGCUGCUGUUGGCGGUGGUGUGGGAGCUGAGCGCACAGGGGGCGACGGAGCGACAAAUCAGUCCAGAGUCAUGGCUGCAGCAGUACGGUUACCUUCCCCCGGGGGACAUGAGGACCCACGCCCUCCGCUCCCCUCACUCUGUCUCCUCGGCUAUCGGCGCCAUGCAGAAGUUCUACGGACUCACCGUCACAGGCACCUUUGACCCCAAAACCAUUGAGGCCAUGAAGCGACCGCGCUGUGGCGUGCCAGAUAAGUUUGGUGCAGAGUUAAAGAGCAACCUGAGGAGGAAGCGAUACGCCACCCAGGGCCUGAAGUGGAACAAGAAUGAAGUCACUUUCUCUAUACAGAACUACACCCCUAAGGUGGGUGAGUACGAGACCCACGAUGCCAUCAAGAAGGCCUUCAAGGUGUGGGAGAGCAUCACCCCGCUUCGUUUCCGAGAAAUCCCCUACAGUCACAUACGGGACAAGGUGGAGGAGUUUGCCGACAUUAUGCUCUUCUUCGCCGAGGGUUUCCACGGUGACAGCAGCCCGUUCGAUGGCGAGGGUGGCUUCCUGGCACAUGCCUAUUUCCCCGGUAAUGGCCUCGGUGGGGACACCCACUUUGAUGCAGCUGAGCCUUGGACUAUUGGAAACAAGGAUCUGUAUGGUAAUGACUUAUUCCUGGUUGCGGUCCAUGAACUGGGCCAUGCUCUGGGUCUGGAGCACUCCAAUGACCCUUCAGCCAUCAUGGCUCCCUUCUACCAGUGGAUGGACACAGACAACUUCCAACUUCCUGACGACGACCGCAGAGGCAUACAGCAACUUUAUGGGUCUGGAUCAGGCCCUCAGGCCCCCCAUGUAACACCCCGUACGCCGAACCACAAUCCCGAACCCACAUAUUCACCAGACAAGCCUCGCUACGGCCCCAACAUCUGCGACGGACACUUCGACACCGUUGCCAUCCUCAGAGGAGAAAUGUUUGUGUUCAAGGACAAAUGGUUCUGGAGGGUACGUAACAACCAUGUUCUGGAUGGAUAUCCCAUGCCGAUUGGUCACUUUUGGAGGGGAUUGCCCACUCACGUCAGUGCCGCUUUUGAAAGGGAAGAUGGGAAAUUUGUAUUCUUUAAAGGGGACAAAUAUUGGGUGUUUACUGAAUCAAUUCUGGAUCCUGAGUUCCCUAAGAGUCUAAAGGAAAUAGGCACUGGGCUUCCCAAAGAUCGAAUAGACGCUGGUCUCUUCUACACCCCCACUGGACAGACAUUUUACUUCAGAGCAAACAAAUAUUACCGUUUCAACGAAGACUCACGAAGUGUUGACGAUGGCUAUCCAAAAGCUGUUAGUGUGUGGCAAGGAGUGCCCGACAACAUCAAGGCAGCCUUCAUGAGCAAAGAUCAAGCGCACACCUACUUCUACAAAGCUAACAAGUACUGGAAGUUCAACAACCAGAUGAUGCGCGUGGAGCCCGGAUACCCGAAAUCAGCCCUUCGUGACUGGAUGGGCUGCUCCAAUGAAGACCCCAAGACGGACGGAGGAAAAGGCGGUGGCGGACACGACAAGGACAAGGAGAGGGAGAAGGAAAAGGAGCGGGAGGAUAAGGACAGAACUAGAGAUAGAGAGAGGGAAAGAGAGAGGGAGACAGAGACGGAGAGGGAGGAGGAGGAUACGGAGGUGAUCAUUAUUGAAGUGGAUGAGGAGCACGGUGUAGGUGGUGGCAGUGGAGCAGCGGCGGUGGUGUUGCCGCUGUUCCUGUUAGUGUGUGUGAUUGCGACGCUGGCUGCCUUGGUGUUUUUCCGUCGGUACGGUACCCCACGCCGACUCCUCUACUGCCAACGAUCUUUACUGGACAAGGUGUAGACGGAGGAGGGGAGGGAGAGAGGAGGGAAAGACAGGGAGUGAAAGAGAAAAAGGUGGAAGGAAAUGUUGAACACAUAAUGAGAGCAGAAGAGAAAGAGAUAACACUGGAGAAAGAGCAGAAGGAAAAGCACCCGAGAUGCAUUUUAAAAUAUUCGUACCACUGCCAGAUUCCUUCGGCUCUCUCUCUCAACCACUCCAUCCUUCCAUUUGAUUUCUCUCUCUUCUGUCUCUGCCUUUCUCCUCGUGGUUACUGACGCCAGCCCUUUGCGGUUUGUUUUAGCCUUUUUCAAUGUCUUAUUUUUAGUUUAUGUCAGUGGUCAGUGUUUGUGUCCUCGUGAAUUUCCGCUUCGAACCUGCAUCUCCAUGGCGCCCAUUCUAGCAUGUCCCUUCGAGUAUCGAAAAGCAUGUUUGAUCGUUCGUCCCGCCCCCUUGUUAACUUGCACAAUCUCACAUGAGCACACACAUUUGCAAACCACAGUGGCAUAGUCAUUGUGUUUCUUAGUCUUCCAGUAAAGUAACGUGUCAGAGCCAGUAUGGACCAUAAAAGGGAAACAAAACAUUAAGUCCUUAUGAAGCAUGAGAUACACUCUUCAGAGUGGAAUAAAUACGACUGUCUUUUCCUUUUUUAUAUCAAUGUCUUCAGUGCUGAUUAUUAUUAUAAAUGAUGUCAUUAUUAUUAUUAUGACUAAUACUAUUAUUGUUGUUGUCCUACGUGUAAAGAAUGUGUUUUUGUACAUUGUCAUUAAAAAGUCCUGCUGGACAGUGACAUACAGUUUUGAAAGUGGCCUUAAUUUUAUAUGUGUGGGGACAGUGAAUGGGGUAGGGGGUUAUGUAUUCUUGAAACUUGAUUGUCUUUUUUUUUCUUUUUUUUUACCUUGAAUCCAUUUCAAAUGAAAAUAAAUCGAAGAUCUGAAAAUGAUUCCUUUUUGUCAUUGUACUUGUUUACAGUUUCAAAUCCUGGUGCUACAUUACAAGUCAGGGGUUAUGGGUAGUUUAACAACAAUGAUAAUGAUACUAAUUUUCUCAAUGAGAUUGUGUGUGUGUGUGUUCUUACCCCCACUUAUAUUUUUAAGCUUUUCUUACUAAAUAAAGUAAUUUAAAAAAG
Molecule: messenger RNA, 3470 nt
Organism: Cottoperca gobio
Lineage: Eukaryota; Metazoa; Chordata; Actinopteri; Perciformes; Bovichtidae
Gene: mmp14b
Product: matrix metallopeptidase 14b (membrane-inserted)
Exons: 10
Coding region: 500-2365 (621 amino acids)
Biological process (GO): collagen catabolic process; zymogen activation; extracellular matrix organization
Cellular component (GO): extracellular matrix; plasma membrane
Molecular function (GO): zinc ion binding; metalloendopeptidase activity
Source: RefSeq, a predicted model, not a curated record